Molecule: messenger RNA, 624 nt
Organism: Gongylonema pulchrum
Lineage: Eukaryota; Metazoa; Nematoda; Chromadorea; Rhabditida; Gongylonematidae
Source: the annotation of a GenBank genome assembly
GUUGAUGAGGAAGAACUGUUGGGCCGCGAUAGGCAAUUCGAGGAAAGUCUGCGUCAUUAUCGGCCAACUCUGAAGAACAUCACAGUUGGCGAAAUUGUCAGACGCAGACUUGGGACGAACAGACAAUAUCAGGAUUUGAAAGACCUGCAGCCCAGAUUUUCACUCCUCUUUUCUUUUAAACUUAAGUUAGCGGCGUAUCCAGGAAUCAAAAAAAAGGAAACGGAAGCUUACUACAAAAUUCUCGCCGUUGAAAAUUUGUGCCUGUCCAUAUAUCGCGAGCGGCGUGAUAAGAAUAAUUUGGCAGCAAAGAAGUCCAGAAGUAAUAGACGGGAGCGCGAGAAAAUGAUGCAGCGUAAAGUUGAUGAAUUGGAGAAGGAAAACGAAGCAUUACGGGCACAAUUGGCAAUCUACACGCAGCAGCUCGAAUACGUAAGCGUAGCAGUUUCUCACGUUUUUAUGCGUUUUUUGCAGCUAUGCAAUGCAAAAACGCAUAUUGUCGAGGGGUUGCCUGUGUGUGUGUCUGUGUGUGUAUAUGUGUGCGUAUGUGUGUCUGUGGGUGCGUCUGUAACGAGUUUUCUUCUCGAGAUCCACGAAAGCUACAAGGCUGAAAAUUUGGUGACUUAA